This is a messenger RNA of Chroicocephalus ridibundus (black-headed gull), 7079 nucleotides long. It is a transcript of the gene SMAD4, whose product is annotated as SMAD family member 4. The transcript is spliced from 12 exons. The coding region runs from base 462 to 2117 and encodes 551 amino acids. Gene Ontology annotation, biological process: transforming growth factor beta receptor signaling pathway; SMAD protein signal transduction; BMP signaling pathway. Gene Ontology annotation, molecular function: I-SMAD binding; RNA polymerase II cis-regulatory region sequence-specific DNA binding; DNA-binding transcription factor activity, RNA polymerase II-specific. NCBI's taxonomy places the organism in Eukaryota, Metazoa, Chordata, Aves, Charadriiformes, Laridae. The record is from RefSeq and is a predicted model, not a curated record. Gene Ontology annotation, cellular component: heteromeric SMAD protein complex.
UGUUACCCGGAUGUGGCGCAUGCGCGCUGGCGGCUGGACGUGUCGGCGGCGGCCGCGGAGCGCGAGCGGCCGGAGCCGCGGCAACAACAACAACAACAACAACAAGAAGGCGGCGGCCGCGACCGUCACAGGUCCCCCCCUCCCCUGCCAGCGCCGCCCCGCCGGCCCGGCCCGGCCGCAGCCCGGGGAGGGGAGGGCGGGGGGGCGGAGGCCUGGCCCGCACCGCCGCACCGGGGCCGGCUGAGGCGAGGGAAGGCCCCCCCCCCCCGCCGCCGCCGCCGCCCCUGCCCCUCAGCGCAGGCCGCGCCCGGAGAGCGGCCGCUCCGCCGCCGCCCGCGGCCCAGGUUUUACCAAGAGACAGUACAUCUAACACUUAACUUGGAUCACCUCUUGUUCAUCAGCUUGAAAAUCAUAACAGCCCCCAAAACUGACAUUUGAUCUGAAAGAAAAAGCUGUGACAAAUGGACAAUAUGUCUAUUACUAACACGCCAACAAGUAAUGAUGCUUGUCUGAGCAUUGUUCACAGCUUGAUGUGCCAUCGACAAGGUGGAGAGAGUGAAACUUUUGCAAAACGCGCAAUUGAAAGUUUAGUUAAAAAGCUAAAGGAGAAAAAAGAUGAAUUGGAUUCUUUGAUUACAGCUAUAACCACAAAUGGAGCUCAUCCUAGCAAGUGUGUUACAAUACAGAGAACGCUGGAUGGGAGGCUUCAGGUGGCUGGUCGCAAGGGAUUCCCUCAUGUGAUUUACGCUCGUCUUUGGAGGUGGCCUGAUCUUCAUAAAAAUGAACUCAAGCAUGUUAAAUAUUGUCAGUAUGCUUUUGACUUAAAAUGUGACAGUGUCUGUGUAAAUCCUUACCAUUAUGAGCGUGUAGUAUCGCCUGGCAUCGAUCUCUCAGGACUGACACUACAGAGUUCUGCUCCAUCAAGCAUGUUGGUGAAAGACGAAUACGUUCAUGACUACGAGGGGCAGCCGUCGUUGUCUUCUGCUGAAGGCCAUUCAGUCCAAACCAUCCAGCAUCCACCAAGUAACAGGGCAUCCACGGAGCCUUACAGCACCCCAGCCAUGUUAGCUCCCACUGAGGCUAGCACUACCAGCACCACUAAUUUUCCCAACAUUCCUGUGGCUUCAACAAGUCAACCUACCAGUAUAUUGACAGGUAGCCAUAGUGAUGGACUCUUACAGAUUGCUUCAGGGCCUCAGCCAGGAACUCAGCAGAAUGGGUUUACAGCUCAGCCAGCUACUUACCAUCACAAUAGUACCACAACUUGGACUGGAAGUCGGACGGCAGCCUACACCCCUACCAUACCUCACCACCAGAAUGGCCAUCUUCAGCAUCAUCCACCUAUGCAUCCUGGACAUUACUGGCCAGUUCACAAUGAACUUGCAUUCCAGCCUCCUAUAUCAAAUCAUCCUGCUCCAGAAUAUUGGUGUUCGAUCGCAUAUUUUGAAAUGGACGUGCAAGUUGGGGAAACAUUUAAGGUCCCUUCAAGCUGUCCAAUUGUUACUGUUGAUGGAUACGUGGAUCCUUCUGGAGGAGACCGUUUUUGCCUGGGCCAGCUUUCCAACGUGCAUAGAACAGAAGCCAUUGAGAGAGCAAGGUUGCACAUAGGUAAAGGGGUGCAGCUGGAGUGCAAAGGAGAAGGUGACGUGUGGGUCAGAUGCCUCAGUGACCACGCGGUCUUCGUUCAGAGUUACUACCUGGAUAGAGAAGCAGGGCGCGCGCCAGGGGAUGCCGUUCACAAGAUUUACCCAAGUGCAUAUAUAAAGGUGUUUGAUUUACGCCAAUGUCAUCGUCAGAUGCAACAGCAGGCUGCCACUGCCCAAGCUGCUGCUGCUGCUCAAGCUGCAGCGGUAGCCGGCAACAUCCCUGGACCAGGAUCAGUAGGUGGAAUAGCCCCAGCCAUUAGUUUGUCAGCUGCUGCUGGAAUCGGUGUAGAUGACCUUCGCCGCUUAUGCAUACUCAGGAUGAGUUUUGUAAAAGGUUGGGGACCUGAUUACCCAAGACAGAGCAUCAAAGAGACGCCGUGCUGGAUUGAAAUUCACUUACACCGUGCCCUCCAGCUCCUAGAUGAAGUACUUCAUACCAUGCCUAUCGCAGACCCACAACCUUUAGACUGAGAUCCCUCUGCUGCACUGCUGUGGGCCGUUAUAUUGUGAGGAUGGUGGAUUGUAAAAUACAAUUCUGUUUAUAACCUGAAGAUAUAUUUUACUUUUGUUCUGCUUAAUCUUCUAAACCCAGGUUUUAAAAAUGUGUUUGCCGCCUUGCUCUUAGCAGAAAGAAGCUGAACAUGCAGAAUUUGGAUUUCGGUUAUUUUCAGAACUUAAUUGUCAUAAUACAUGGCUCAGGGCUUGAAGUGAAAGGUAAACGCCUUGUAGAGACGACUUUACAGUGUUGGGUUUGUUCCCGUCGAGAAACUUUCCUUCUCUAUUUUGGCAUCUUGGUGAUAAGCCUCACAGGAGCCUUUUGUAUGCAGAAUAUAUAUUAUAUAUAUAUUUAUAUCUGAAAAUUCCUUCAAAUAGUUAUAAGCAUUUACCUUAUAGCAACUUUAAAAUUCCGACUGAUUUGUGAUGUUCUUUUUAGGGAACAAUAGUUAACAGAAGACUUCUUUAUUUUGUUGACUAUCUUGGUAUGAUUUUUCCAGAUUAAAAGGUAGAAGCUGCCAAAAAGUGAGGGAUGAGGCGUACGUUGUUGGCAUCGAGUAAAAAUAGCGAGGAAAAGAAACGUGGCUUUUCCUUCACUAGUUUUUAAAAAAAAAAAAAAAAUCUUAGAUUUUUAUUUAUAUAGACACGUGAGUUUUAAAACACUAAAGGAAAUGGAUACUUUCAGUGCUGGCACUCAAUUUAAAUAUCACAUGAAAUACCCAGUCUGCAAAGUUGCCACUGAAACUGCGUAAUGAGUACCUAAUGGCAGGAACGUAUUUUUCAUAACUACUACUGACUUCUAUGAUUUUACUCAAGUAAAACUUGGCAGGUAUUUUAAAAAAAAGAAGUUGCACGACUCCUUUUUACUUGCGUAAUCCCAUUCAAUCAUGUACGAUCUCGCAUCAGUAUUUCGGAUCCAGUUUUUGUAUCUGUUCACCAUUUCCACUCAGGGCAAGAUGGCAAACUUGUUUUUAUACCUCUUGGUUAUUUUAAGCCCUAUGCCAUCAAUGACCGUAUCAAUUGGCAAUGACUUUGUAUAGAGAAUUUAUAGUAGAAAAAAAAAAAAAAAGAAUACGAAUGUAUUGACUGUAUGACAGAUACAAUAUGUAUGCUUUCUCUCUAGUUAAUAGUAUAAAUAAAAUUAUGAAAACCCCGAUUAUUUUUUUUUUUUAUAAAUUUAGUUUGCUUCUAUGAUGUAAUUCUGCACCUUGAAACCAUUGAUCUUGAGUGAUGGAUUACUUCCCUUCGCAAGACCAGCAGCAGCAGCCGAUAGCGGGUAGGAACUUUUGUUGGUUUAAACUUGCCAGGAAGCAAGUCCAAUUUUUUUUUUACUUUCACUCAAUAAAAGCACGUCCGGAGGAUCUCUCUUUUUGGCUCUUUGGAUGGGGUAUGAAGAGGGAGCAGGAAUUCCUGAUUUUUUUUUUCAGCGUGCGUGCAGGGAGUCGGAGCUUAGUUCAAGAGGCGUAGAAGGACGUAGGCUCCCACUGAAGUUGGGUAUCCUGCCACGCUUCCCCGAGCCCACCUGGCAGCACAGUUGUCGUGCUCCACAUAAGUAGAAGUCUUGGAAGAGAUUAUUCGGAAGCUUUUUGCCAAGCUUUUAGCAUAGUUUCAGGAACCCGUAGAGGGCUGUGACGCGCAGUGUUUCGGUAUCGCUUCCCCCAUACACCAAAAUUCUUACAGAGAAGUCAGCAGUCGUCGUCUCUGCCUUCGGCGUGGGAGCACAGAAGACGGAUGACUUCGGAGCGAUGGCCAGAAAUGGAUGAGUUUGCUCCAUAUCUUCAUUAACAGGGUUGCCUUCUUCAGACUAACUUCUAACGAGAUCGCUUCCCCCCCCCCCCCAUUACGUGGUAGCUUCUUGAUGUUUGGAAAAAAAACGGUGUUUGCUUUUCUCAAGACCUUUAGUUGAAAACCUUUUUUCAUUUUCCUUUCUCUCCUAAUGAUGUAGUUUGUCCGAAAAACAACCUUCAGAUUCUUGAGGAACGCUUUUCAGCCGAGGAUUCUGACUACGUCCUCCGAGAAGCUUAUUAACCAGUGGCUCGGUUCUGCUUCAUCCGCAACAGGAAACUUGAUUUGGGGGGAAAAAAUGAAAAGCCCGACCGCAUGUUCUUCUUGUCAGCCUCCCUUUUGAAUUGUCUGCCCCGCUUUUACUUCGCGCCGCCUCGACUUUUGGAAAGCGCGUAGCCUUGUGAUUAAUUAAUUACUUAUAACAGACUUCAUUUGAUUAGGAGUCCCUGAAUUCAGUCCGUAUUUACCUUUGUGGUUUUGCGAGGUGCUUAUCUUGGUGAGUGACUGAUCUGCACGCGGCUACUUCCCAGAAACCAGGUGCUUAACGUUUUGAUUGUGCCAAACUUUGAUAAAAUAAUGAAAGAUUGCUUCCGCCUGUCGGUGUUCUUGCCUGUAUUACAGUCUUGAAAGAAUUCAGCUGUUAAGGCUAAAUUUUUUGGUAGACGUUUUGCAAGUCUCCUUAAGGGAACGGUACCCACAGUGUAGUGUUUAGAUGGCCCACAAUGGCCAGAAUAGAACAACAAAAUAAUGUCAGCGGGGUUUAUCAGAACCAAGGAAUCACAGGCGCGUGAUUCAAGUCUGAACGUCGUGGGAGGCAGGAAAAACACCAAAAUGGCAUUCGCCUUAUCCGCAGGGCAGUCACCAAUAAGAGGCGAUCCUAACUGUUAAAGGGCAAAACGAGAGAAUCUCAUCCUUAGUGUUUAAUAUGCCUUUAACUUAAUUUUUGUACUCUUAUUUCUUGUGACGAGGCGUAAGAGGCGGCGCAUAAUGGAUUGGAAACCUUUCGGUGGCGGCACGUGGAAUCUUUGACAGUCUCAUGUUUAUGGCUUUUUUUUUUUUUCUGAGAUUCAGCAACGAGCUGUGGCGACUUGACAGCCGUGACCGUCCCCGUACGCGCUGCAGGCACCGUGUCAAGGAUGCCAGAAUCCCGUCUCCUCCUCGUCUCCGAAUGUCUCAAAUUCACUGAAUUCAACAAGUUUUAUGUUUGUUUGUUUUUUGGUUUUUUUUUUCUACCUAGCAAUCUCUUGCUUGCGAUCCUGUUCCCGUAUCUGCUCUGCGUAGUUCUUUCCAUUAAGUUAAUUACGCCUGUGUUUCUCGCCCUUAAUUAUGCGCUCCUCAAAACCAGCAUUGUGCUGGAGGACUUUGUCAUUUCACUGGGUGUACUGGAGAGCUGGGAUUAGCACCGGAAGGUUUAGCCGGCUUUAGCCGCGUUCUUGUUCGUUUCGAAAGCGAGGGCAUUUAAAGUUAAAUGCGGUAGAGGUGUAGGAGAGGAAACCUUUUGGCUGGUUUAGAAAUCCCUUAAAACAAUUUGAACGGGAAUCCCUCGGAAGCAGCCAUAACGUGGUGCUGGUUGGAAACGGUUUUCCUUACAUCGCUUUUCUGGGCUGGAUAAGAGUGACGUGUUCAGGGACCUGGACUGUGAUAUAAAUCACUUCCUUGAUGGCUCCGAUGGACUGAAGACCCGGGAAGUUGCUCUGGCUGCUUUACGGAGAGGGACCUGAAGCGCGAAGGAGACGACGGGCUCCCCCAGUCACCAGGCGGGUCUGUAGCAGCAGUGGUCCUCCAACCUGUGUCCAACUCCUGUGCCUUACCUUGUCGACCAUCUUACUUCUUGUGACACUUCCAAAGACGACAGCGUCCUCUCUGCGUAGCUCAGGAACGACUGCCUCAAUUCUUUUACUGGGAACCAUUAAAAAAUUCCUAUGCCAGUGUAUAGAGGGGGGGGCUCCUGCCUCUGACCCCUUCCAGUGUUUACGUCUUGAUGGUGGUCUUUAUUGAGACAUCUUUAAUCUCUUCUUGGAAGAGUAAGCGCUUUAGAAAGGACUGUCUCCUCGCUUUGCUGUUGUGCUCUGCUACGCAGAGUGACUGGGAUCGCUGGUCGCUUCUUUAAUGCGACCAAUUAAAGACAGCCAGAUGGGUCUUCCUCUAAGUGGGAUUCAGACUUCAUUUAAGAAAUCCUCUUUCCUCCCUCCUCUUCUCCUUCCAGGCCCCAUGCCACGUAACAUCUGCUCUAUGAAAUUACCAGGUGCUUAGUUGUCAGCUAUUGGUAAGGACACAAUUUUCGAGAGGUUACUUUCUCUUAUUUUUGUUCAAAGUGAUGGUCUUGCCUGGUCCUGCUGGUAACAACGGUGUUUCCGUGACUGGUAAGGGGUUUUUGAGGACCGUGGGGCUGUUCUUAGGACCGAGUUGCCUGUCGUAGGGCAUUGGCGAUAUUGAUGAGCGCCAAGCUGGUUGCUUCUACCCAUGGUGCGGGUAGUCGGCAUUUUGGUCCUGGGCAGGGAGAAGAAACCAAUGGAAAGCACUUCUCCACCGGUCGUGUUGGAGCUGGAUGUUGAGUGGUGGUGUCGCCCACCUCCAAAACGCUCUCCUUGAUGGCGUGUUUCUGAAAACGAUGUGGGAGGUGCCACCGUGCCGAGUCACAGGAUGCUGCUGAGGUCCCCAAGGACCGACUGGACUCACUUGGUGAGACCUGGUGGAAAGCGGAACCUCUGUCCACAAAAAUCUCCGGAGGUUUUGGCACUGCUGGCUGCUGUUGUGCCUUGUGAGUGAUACAUUGCUCCUAAAUUUCCAGGACUGAAUUCUUUCAAGCUCACCGAGAUCACCUUAGCGCUUUCGUGCUCCAGUACCUUUUUCUGUGUCUUUUUGGUGAAGUUUGGUAGCACUACUAAGUUGUGAUUCAGCUGGAUUGCGAGCUGCGACCUACCCGUAACCCAAAACUCACCGUGAGAGGGUUUUUUGAGCAUGAAAGCCUAGUUCAGCGUUUCUUCUUUUAGCCAUUGCCUUUUGAUAAGCGGUCAACAGAAUUCCCAGUAGUUCCUUUGUAGCUUACUGUAUGUUUUUCAUUAGACCUAGUUUGUGGAUAAUAUACUGUAGUUAACUUUCCUGAAAUUCUGUAACAGAGUAUGUUUUUGAUUAAAAAAGGUAAAGAUUCAA